This is a messenger RNA of Patiria miniata (bat star), 1951 nucleotides long. RefSeq lists its product as uncharacterized. Gene Ontology annotation, molecular function: zinc ion binding. Lineage: Eukaryota; Metazoa; Echinodermata; Asteroidea; Valvatida; Asterinidae. The transcript has 4 exons. The record is from RefSeq and is a predicted model, not a curated record. Bases 176 to 1951 code for a protein of 591 amino acids.
UUUACACAAAAUCUUGAUGGCGCCAUUUUGGGAGUCAAAUUAUCGUCUGCUAGCAUAUCGCGCACGCACGAUACACAUCACGUCCGAUGCUUGUUCGUACUCGUAGAAGAAUCGUACCGUACGACGUGCCAAUUUGUGUCGCGAAUCAAUCAUAUUGACCACUUGCACUUGCAGCAUGGAUGCCGUGGUCGAUGGUCAGUUAUCCAGUGCCAGUUCAAGUUCUGGGCCACCUAGUUCUUUGUCGGAAAACGUGGAACAACUUCCUUUGCCUGACAAGGAGAGAUACGUGAACAAGCUGGGCAACAUUGGAACGUGCGAUCCAUACCUCAUCCCCGCAUCAUGCUGCACACCGUUGUUGAAAUCCAACUUGCUACCAAAGCUAGAAUUUCCAGAUAUUUAUAUGUACCUCAUAAACUUCCCUUCGUCUUACACGGGGGAAGCCAUGAAGGCUUACAAAAGUCUAGACGGAUACAAGUAUUUCAUUGCUGGUAAAGUAAAUCACUUACUUGUGUGGCACCAGCCAAUGAAACGUGAUCCAACUACCUCUGUUUUUGUGAUUUUGUCAAAGGUACACCAUUCACAGAGACUCAAUGACCCCCCUGUCAAGGUAUGGGUGGCUUUCCAAGAGGAUGGAGUUGUGAUCACUGCGCAUUGCACAUGCAUGGCAGGAGUAACGGAGGUAUGCUCUCAUGUAGCGGCAACUCUGUUUGCUGUGUCAAAAGGUGUGGAAAUGAGCACAACUACUUGCACAUCCAAACCAUGUACGUGGAUUAAGCCAGCAAAGAGUAGAUCUAGCGGUGAGGACAUGUAUGCGGAAGCAAGCAACAUCAACUUCAGCAAACCCAAAAGGAGAAUGACUGAAACCCCAACCACUUUGCCAAAGAGCUCCUGCAAAUCUAGAUCUGUACCCCCGCCAUCUAAAGACGAAACAGACAACUUUUUCCAACAGCUUAAAGGGACAGGUGUACCAUCUGCAAUACUGUCACUUGUGCCUGCAUAUGCUGCAGAUUUCAUCCCAAAAGCUCUGCAAUUGAAACUUCCUGAGCCACUGACAAAACUCUACUGUGCAGAAAACCUCAAGGUGUCGUAUCCCCAACUACUCACCAAAUGUGAAGCUGUUUUCAACAACAUGACAAUGGAUGUGGACAUGUGUAAUGCAAUUGAGGAGCUAACCCGUCAGCAGGCAAAGAGCAAGAUGUGGCAUAUCUACCGAGCUGGUCGAAUAACUGCAUCCAAGUUCAAAUCAGUAGUGUGUACAGACCUUGCCAUGCCAUCAGCGUAUUUGAUCAAAUCAAUCUGUUAUCCAGCUGCAUACAGCUUCAGUACUGCUGCAACUCGUUGGGGCUGUCAGCACGAGAAAGAUGCAGUUGAAAGCUACACCAAGUGUCAGUCAUCAAACCAUGACAAUCUCCAUGUCAGAGAUGUUGGCUUGUACAUUUGCCCCGACCUCCCCUUUCUAGGGGCAUCCCCCGAUGCACACAUCACCUGCACCUGUUGUGGAGAUGGACUGCUGGAGGUAAAGUGCCCUUUUUGUGUAAAGGACUGUAACAUCAGUGAAGGCCUGGCAAGGAAGGACUUCCCUCUUGAGAGUAGCUCAGAUGGAAAGCUGUACCUCAAGCAUAGUCAUCCUUAUUAUUUUCAGGUUCAAGCCCAGUUGUUUGUUUCCAACAAACCCUAUUGCGAUUUUGUUCUUUGGUCUCAAACAAAACCUGAUGCUCCACAUAUUGAGAGAAUAUUCCCCAAUGAUGUGUUUCUUAAGGAAAAUGUUGAAAAAGCAAAACUGUUUUUCAAAGUGGGUAUUUUGCCUGAGCUGCUUGGUAAGUGGUACACAACAUCUAAUGUAGGAGAAGGGAACACCAUUGCUGAGUGCAGUUCACAGACACAAGUAAAUGUUUGUUGUUUUUGUCGUGAGGCAAACACUGGUCAUGGUAUUGUAGUGAGCGCGGAGUAG